Plectropomus leopardus (leopard coralgrouper) is the source of this 529-nucleotide messenger RNA. It is a transcript of the gene fabp10a, whose product is annotated as fatty acid binding protein 10a, liver basic. Gene Ontology annotation, molecular function: lipid binding. Lineage: Eukaryota; Metazoa; Chordata; Actinopteri; Perciformes; Serranidae. The record is from RefSeq and is a predicted model, not a curated record.
CAGUCACAUCCUCCACAUUGUGUUGAGCUUCACACAGCUGUCACAGCCUCCAGCCCCUCUCAGUAAAGGAGAACCCAGAUCCUCUAGAAAACAUGGACUUCAAUGGAACAUGGCAGGUCUACUCUCAGGAGAACUACGAGGAGUUCCUUAAGGCCAUGGAACUCCCUGAGGAUGUCAUCAAGAUGGCUAAGGACAUCAAGCCCAUUACUGAGAUCAAGCAGAAAGGCAAUGACUUUGUUGUCACCUCCAAGACCCCUGGGAAAUCUGUGACCAACUCCUUUACCCUCGGCAAGGAGGCUGAUAUCACCACCAUGGACGGCAAGAAGCUCAAGUGCAUCGUCAAUCUGGAGGGUGGCAAACUGGUCUGCAAAACUGGCAAGUUCUGCCACAUCCAGGAGCUCAAGGGAGGAGAGAUGGUUGAGACUUUGACCAUGGGCUCAACAACUCUUGUCAGGAGGAGCAAGAAGAUGUAAACUUGGGAGUGAAGAAACCAAUGUCUAUUUAAAUAAACAAAAAUAUUGCUUCAUAA